Bombyx mori (domestic silkworm) is the source of this 648-nucleotide messenger RNA. RefSeq names its product FK506-binding protein. Gene Ontology annotation, molecular function: peptidyl-prolyl cis-trans isomerase activity. Gene Ontology annotation, biological process: protein peptidyl-prolyl isomerization. NCBI's taxonomy places the organism in Eukaryota, Metazoa, Arthropoda, Insecta, Lepidoptera, Bombycidae. The record is from RefSeq and is marked provisional. Gene Ontology annotation, cellular component: cytoplasm; sarcoplasmic reticulum membrane.
AAAUUGCCAUAGUUUUGCUACUUACUACUACUAGGUGCCUACCUAUUUAAUUACGUUUUCACAUAAAGAGCUAUUAACUCGUAGUUGUAAUUCCUCAAUUAUAACACUGUUUUAACAUUAUAAAACCAUGGGAGUCGACGUGGAAACUAUUUCACCUGGAAAUGGAUCAACUUACCCAAAACCGGGCCAAACUGUAGUCGUUCACUACACUGGAACGUUACAAAACGGAAAGAAAUUCGAUUCAUCUCGAGAUAGAGGGCAACCUUUUAAAUUCACAUUAGGCAAAGGUGAUGUCAUUAAAGGAUGGGAUCAAGGAUUAGCAAAGAUGUCUGUAGGGGAAAGAGCGAAAUUGACGUGCUCUCCUGACUUUGCCUAUGGUUCCAGAGGUCACCCAGGUGUAAUACCACCAAACGCUACUCUCAUUUUUGACGUUGAACUCUUACGUGUUGAAUAAUGUUUAUUGAUUGAAAAACAUUCGGGCCUUAAAGUUUUUACAAGAUUCUUCAUAAAAAAACCACUUAUGCCCACAAAUCUAACUCGUAUUAUUUAUUUUGUUUAAUAGUUUUAUAUUUUACAGUGACUUAAAAAUACAUGUGAUAAAAUAAUAUGUACAUAAUAUUUAAUUGAGGAGUACAACCUCGGCUUAGG